Molecule: messenger RNA, 1597 nt
Organism: Acyrthosiphon pisum (pea aphid)
Lineage: Eukaryota; Metazoa; Arthropoda; Insecta; Hemiptera; Aphididae
Exons: 9
Coding region: 470-1489 (339 amino acids)
Biological process (GO): siRNA processing; regulation of regulatory ncRNA processing
Cellular component (GO): RISC-loading complex; cytoplasm; nucleus
Molecular function (GO): siRNA binding; double-stranded RNA binding
Source: RefSeq, a predicted model, not a curated record
AUUGCCUCGUCUGUAGUGGUUGUUGUGUUGAUGUAUUUUGUGUAGGUGGCGGAUGCGUUUACAUUAAUUUUUUUCCUUACAACUUUUUAGUACUUUUAACUCCACGGCCACGGUUUCUUUUGCAUAGCGGCCCACGCCAUUUGCCACUGUCGUACACCGUAAUAGUGCAGUUGUAUCAUCGCUUUUGGAGUUUGUUAUUCGGAAGCCGACUGGACAAGGACCGUUGUUGAUUCGAUUUCGUCCAGUCCGCAGAUUAGCAUAACUCCUCUCUUCGGUCGUCGACGGUUCGUGGCCCACCUACCUAGUGCGCUGGUGUAUAUGUUUUCAGUCAGAGGUCUCAAUCCUCUGGAACAAGACGUGCUCUGCUUCGACGACUCAUAAGACCUCCGUUUAUAGGUGACGGUAUUCUAGGUUGUCAGUAUAUCAUAAAUAUUGAAAAUUCAGACAACAACAACAGUAACAGCAAACAAUGUCUAAUUCAGGAAAUUGUGUAACACCAAAAUCAACUAUUCCAAUGAAAAAUAAUAUUCAACAACAAUCCAUACUAGAGCAUGAUGCACCAUCACAAUCAACGUGUCCUAAACCUGUGGUUGAAACUCAAAAACUGACAGCCUCAGUUGCUCAAACGUCUCCAGUAAAAGAAUUGGAGGAUAAACAGAUAAAUCUUGAAGAUGAAAAAUCAAAUAGCAUGAUGUCAAAAAUAAAAUGGCCCACCAGACAAAAAACUAAUAAGAAAGAACGGAAAAAGCGCCUGAAUGCUCGAAUGCGUCGUUUAGUAUCUCCUAAAAGUCCAUUAAUGGUAUUCUCUGAGUUGUUCAAUGAUGUACCAAUUCACUUACAAGAGAACACAAUAAAUAAUGUUAAGCGUUACACUGCUACACUUCAGGUUGAUGGUCAGGUGUAUACUGGAAAUCACAAUUCCAAGAUUAAAGCCAAACAAAAGGCAUGUGAACAUUUCUUGCGCAUUAUGUUGGCUAAAAAAAUAAGUGAACAAUCGGAAAAAAAACAAGAAUUUCCGAUUGAAGUAGAUAUGGAAGAUGGAAAAAAUGAUACUGUGUCAAAACCUAAAGGACCCCCGCAGGAAGAUUUCCCAUGGCCACAUUUUGCUUCAUUAGCUAUGCAUAACUUGAUAAAUUACUGGGAACUACAGCCUGUUUCAAGAGAUAUUAAUUUACAAGAUGAACAACCAAAUGUCAUAAAAUCACCACCAAAAGUUGGUCCUAUGAAAAAGUUUCCUGAAGACCCAAAAAACUGCAAUCCAGUACAGUUAAUAAAUCAAAUGAAGCCUGGUGCCAAAUUUAUUGAAACUAUAAUUAGUUUAAACAGGCCAUCAGUUUUCAAUGUGAAAGUUGAAAUAGACAACAUUACAUUCACUGGACUAGGAUCAUCAAAAAAAGCAGCUAAGAGGGAAUGUUGUAUUGAGGCAAUCAAAUUUUUUUGGCAAUUUGACUUCCAUGCUAUAGAAGACGAUUUACUCACUAAAAAAUGAACAUAAUAUUUGUAAUAAUAAAUGUUUGUGUAGUAGUCAACGUUAUUAGUUAACUGUAUUUAUUUUGUUUUUAACGUUUAAGGUUAAUUUAUGUUAAGUGAAUUAUUA